AACGGCUUGGGGCCACAUCUUCUCCGACCAUAUCUUCUCGGACAAUAUAUUCUCCAACUGCCUUAAAAUGGAUUUACCAGAAUUCCCGCCGAGGAUGUUUACAUUAGGAGAAGAGCCUGAUGCAAUCAGGAGCAUUUCGUAUCAUUCUGAUGACACGAAGUUGUUUAAAGCUCUAUGUGAUUGUCUCACAGCUGACAAAUAUGAGGAUCUGAAGGCGUCGAAGUUAGGAGUGUUCAUCAAAUUCAAGGAGCUUGACUUUGGUUGGACUUCAAGGCUGGUACAUUUUAUGCUCUCUUUCCAGCUAGACAUCAAGAAGAAGUUUGAGCUCUGGAGUCUUGUCGUUUCACAACCUGUGAGGUUUUCACUGAUAGAGUUUGAACACCUCACUGGGCUGAACUGCGAUUACAUCAAGGACCUGGAAAAUCCAAGGUGUGAGGUUACGACGGAGAUGGCUGCUUUCUGGGAGAAGAUGCGUGUUGAUAUCGAUACUGGGCCAAGUAUUGAUCAGAUAACAGAAGCAUUUUACAACUGCGACGAGUGGUCUCGGGAUGAUCGCAUGCGGCUGGGAUACCUUGCCAUCUACGCAGGGUACAUCGAAGGGAAAAAGUUCUCAUCCGCUACAUCAGCUAGUCUUGCAAGGCUAGUGAUGGAUUUAAAACAAUUUGAGAAUUAUCCAUGGGGGAGAGUGGCGUUUAAGGUGCUGAUGGAUUCUCUGAAGGCAAAAGACUUGACGCAAACUGGUUACACUGUUGAUGGAUUCAUACAAGUGCUCCAAGUGUGGGCGUACUAUGCUCUGCCAGAAUUGGGUGCUAAUUAUGGGUCUCCCAUACCAAACAGACCGUCUCCACUGUUGCUGGCUUACAAGAGUGGCAAAAGACAACGCAAAUUUUUUAAGGCUGCUAUCAAUAAACAUGUACUUAACUUCACUCCUAAGACUUCUCAGACGACUACUAUCGUGAAGAACUUCGUUCAGAAGGAUUUUGAUGAAAUGUUUCCAAAAUGGGACGGAGACGUAGAUGACCCUGCCGCGGAUAACAUAAUUAAAGUCAUGUUUAAUGAUCCUGGAUGGGAGUGGACCAUGGAAUGCUGGCCAGUCACCGGUACCCGCAAGGUUGUGAAGAUGGAAGUGAUUCCAGUGAAGAAUGAAGUGAGUCCCGUGAAGUCAGAGAGUGUUGUGAAGGAAGAAAGUAGCAGACCUCGGAAGAAAGCUCGUAAAGGGUCUUUUGUUUCUGCUGAGACACCUGCGGCGGGUAGUGAAGGGAUGACGCAUCAGCAGAUUGAAAAGUCCUUGAAGGACAUAUCUGAUGCCAUUAAUAUUGGCUUUGGGACGUGUCUUAAGGAGCUCAAGUUACUGGCGGAUAGGAUGGAAGCUGUGGAGAAGAAGGUGGGAAUCACCAACAGAGGGGGUUCAUCUGAUGAUCAUCAACUUACAACCACUUCAAAUCCACCAAAACCUGUUGACGAACCCUGGAGUGAAAGUGUGAAUGGGGCGAAAGCAGAACAGAAGGAAGCCAAAGAACCGAGUCUUACUACAGAACCGAGUUCCUCGAGAGAGCUCUGUCUUGUGAGUCCUGCAGACGACUUACCGAGUGAUGAUCCUAGCCUUCUUAUAUUGGACAAACAAGUUUCCACCGCUUCAGAUUUACUCGUUGAAGAAGCUCGAAGGCAGACAAAGAAGGAGACUGCUUUGGUGAAUCUCCGUAAAAAAAGUGUGCGAGAAAGGAAGCUUGCUCCCACACAGCAAACUCCUUUUAAGGGAAACAGCACUGCCAAACAGAUCAUUCCAAACAAACAGGUUGGCGGAGGCUAUGAUCCUUUUGCACCCAUUGACAAGAUGAAGUCGAAGGAGCUCACUGCAUGGGUGCAAAAAGAUCCAUUGUUUUAUAUGCAGCAAAUGGAUGCUUUUAUUAAUAUACUGAGGCAACGGUACCAAAACCAUCCAGAACAUUUCAGGAGCGACAGAAUGUGCUUUCUUGAUCACGUCUUUUCUCGGCAGUGGAGGGCCUCCUACCCUGAUUUUAAGAGCGACGCUCCUGAUGCCAACGGUUUAGGAAGAAGACUCCCUGGUGGGGCGUGGAAUUAUCAUGCAGGCUUGAUACCUUCUUUUUGCCAAUCUAAGAAGGUUUGGGGGGUGGAUGUGGAUGAUAUCUAUGCACCUGUGAACUUCAAGAACCAGCAUUGGAUUGCUAUAUGGAUAUCGAUCCCUAAGAGGCACAUCGUCGUCUGGGACAGCAUUGUCUCUCAUAUUAGCCCUGAAGAACUCGAUGAGGUAAUGGAGCCUUUUGUCACAAUGGUCCCUUAUCUGCUUGUUGAGUGCGCGCUCUCUGACGAACAAAAGGUUCAAUACACAUUGGAGCCAUACACAUAUGCGAGACAAACCGUUGGAGUACCUCAGUGCCGAGCUGGUGAUUGUGGCCCCUUCACUCUGAAGUACAUCGAAUGUCAUGCUCUUGGGAUAGAAUUUCCCACCGCGUUUGACAAAAAACACGGGAAGACCAUCAGGGAGAAGAUGGCGCUGGAUAUAUUUCGAGAGCUUCCUAAGUGCCAUGAAUGGGAAAACCAAGACAAUGAUGAGAACCUGGCAACGUAUGAUUAGAUAUUGGAUGUGUUAUUGCGAUUGUAUUUGAACUUGAUGCUUUUGUGUACUGUUGUUAGGUAGAUUAGGGGAUGUUAACAGGGUCAGGAUAGGAUGAUGUUUUUUGUAACCUAUCCUCACACCAAACUAGAAUUCCGUAGGAAAUUAGUUUGGUAGUGCAGUAACCUUUCGGAAUAUGUAAUGUUUAACUUGUUUUUUUUAAAUUGCACUGUUGGAAUUAGUUUCGGAAUAUGUAAUGCUUAACAUAGAAGGUCUACAAAGAAAAGUUCAUAAAACAUAUAAAUUCAUAACAUAGAGUCUACAGAGAAGUUCAUAAAACAUAGAAAAUCAUUGGACGACUUACUUAAAGGUCUUCUGGACGACUACAGAGAAGUUCAUAAAACAUAGAAAAUCAUUGGACGACUAACUUAAAGGUCUUCUGGA
This is a messenger RNA of Brassica rapa (field mustard), 3019 nucleotides long. RefSeq lists its product as uncharacterized. Lineage: Eukaryota; Viridiplantae; Streptophyta; Magnoliopsida; Brassicales; Brassicaceae. The record is from RefSeq and is a predicted model, not a curated record. Gene Ontology annotation, biological process: proteolysis. Gene Ontology annotation, molecular function: cysteine-type peptidase activity.